Molecule: messenger RNA, 5562 nt
Organism: Gasterosteus aculeatus aculeatus (three-spined stickleback)
Lineage: Eukaryota; Metazoa; Chordata; Actinopteri; Perciformes; Gasterosteidae
Gene: mllt10
Product: MLLT10 histone lysine methyltransferase DOT1L cofactor
Biological process (GO): regulation of transcription by RNA polymerase II
Cellular component (GO): nucleus
Molecular function (GO): nucleosome binding; histone binding
Source: RefSeq, a predicted model, not a curated record
UCCCUCCCCUCCUCUCUGCCCCCCCUCCCCCUCUCCUGCUCACCGUCGCGCCGUGGAGUGGAUGUUUUGGUGAACAAAAAUACGGUGUCGAAAGGGGACGUAAAAACAUUCAAAACAUGACAUUUCGAGCGAGCGGGACCUGAAGCGACCGAGCGCGCGGGGCAGCGGAGGGUCCUUCGGCGGAGGUUUCGGUUUACUUUUUUUUUGUGUUGCCUCGUAUCCCUCCGCAUGUCCGCUUUCUUCGUAGAUGGUCUCCAGCGAGCGUUGUCUGGCGGCGGACGACAAGUUGCCAAGGAAGAAGAAUAAUAUGAAGGAGAUGAUCGGCGGCUGCUGUGUUUGCUCCGAUGAGAGAGGCUGGGCCGAGAACCCGCUGGUGUACUGCGACGGACACGGCUGCAACGUGGCCGUGCAUCAAGCCUGCUACGGCAUCGUGCAGGUGCCCACUGGUCCCUGGUUCUGCAGAAAGUGUGAAUCUCAGGAGCGAGCGGCCCGUGUGAGAUGUGAGCUGUGUCCCCACAAAGAUGGAGCCCUGAAGAGGACCGACAACGGAGGCUGGGCCCAUGUAGUUUGUGCCCUUUAUAUACCCGAAGUGGAAUUCGCUAAUGUUUCGACGAUGGAGCCCAUAGUACUCCAGUCUGUGCCGCACGAUCGCUACAACAAGACGUGUUACAUCUGUGAGGACCAGGGAAGAGAGAGUAAGGCAGCCAGUGGAGCCUGUAUGACCUGCAACAAACAUGGCUGCCGGCAGGCCUUCCAUGUCACAUGCGCCCAGUUUGCGGGGUUACUGUGUGAAGAACAAGGAUCAGACGCAGACAAUGUCAAGUACUGUGGAUAUUGCAAGUACCACCACAGCAAAUUGCGAAGGAGCAGGGGCCGUGGUAGUAUGUGUCAAUUAAGUGGCUCUUCCUCUCAGUGUGUGGAGAGACCCCCGGACAUGGACAAGAAGAAACACAAGGAGAGGGACAGGCACAAACCCAAACACAAGAAGAUCUCCAUGGACAUGUCCCCCUCCCUUGUCCUUCCUAACAUCUUGGUCCCGGACAAGACCUACAACAGCGGCAACUCAGGGGGAGGAGUCACCUCCCUGCCGGCGUCCUCGCAGAAGCGGCUGGACGAUGGCACCGCCCGCUUCACCACGGCCAACUUCCAAGAGGUGUCCUCCGCCCUCGGCGGUGGCCCCAAAGACGGCUCGCCGGCCGACGCCGGCAAGGCGGCCUCCGAGGUGAAGAACAAGAAGAGCGGCGGCGUGGGUCACGUGGCGGGACAGAGGGGCGGCCGCAAGUCCCUCACCUCCUCAGGGAAACCCCUCCCUUCUGCCGUGGUCACCAUGGCAACCUCCUCCACAUCUGCCUCUGCCUCCACCGGGCCUUUCCAUCAAGGCCUCCUGUUGACCAGUGCCAGCAAGACGCCCUCUGCUCCGUCCUCCUCAGACUUCCUAAGUUUCUCGGAUUCAGCGUUGCGUUCGGGGGGCGGCACCACCUUCUCCUCGCCGCCGUCUUUCAGCAGCUGCCUGGUGAAGCCGUGCUCGGAGGGCGGCGCCUCGGAGGGAACCACGGCACUCUUUGGCUCCAUGAUGUCUACUAACACGGCCUCCGCAGUGGGCGGGAAGCUGUACGAGAACUCCCACAGUCACACGGCCACCGAGACGACCAGCCUCGGGGGGCCCGCCGGCUACAAGCGGCCACAACCCUCCAGCUCGCUGCCGGGGAUCGGAGGAGCCGCGGCGGGAGGAGGAGGGGACGAUGGGGUGAAGAAGAAGAAGAAGGGCAACUGGCGCAACAGAUUUGGACCUUGCUUCACCACGGACGUGAAAGCUUCUGAGCCGGCUCCCUCCCUGACCAUCCCCUCCUCCUCGACGGCUAACACCACCGCCCCCACCUCCUCCUCCUCCACCGCCUCCACAUCCUCCUCUUCGUCGUCGACGCUCACAGGCCGGCCGGGCAUGGUGUCCAGCAGUGGGUUGGGGUUGGGAGCAGGAGGAGAGAGGGGGCUCGGGGUCAUGGGUGUCACCGGUGGGAUUCAGAACCUCAGGAAUGGGAGUCUGCAGAGCAGCAGCUCCACAGCGGGCGGGCCAGGGGUUUUCUCUGGUGCGGACGGGUCAUCGACGGGGGCCGGAGCUGUCGCCGCUGGCGGAGCCUGCUCGGAGUUGUCGCAGCAGCAGCAGACCACACCUUCACUAGCCCCUCCCCCCUCGCCAUUCACUGCCACCGCACCCCUCAGCGGCACCGCCUCGGCACACGUGAGCGGUCUGCCGGCCUCCGUCUUCAACCUGGCCUCCUCCCACAUGUUCGGCAACAGGCUGAAUCCCAACUCUGCCAUGGCGGCACUCAUCGCCCAGUCCGAGGCCUCACCAGCAGAUCAGGAGGUGGGAGACGGCGGCGUCGGAUCUCAGGGCUUCUCCAUAAGAGCUUCUCCCAAGACCACCCCGCGCUCUCCCAUUGGCGGCCUGCAGAUCCGCUAUGACUCCUCGGGGUCGUUGCCGGGGCCGGGGCUUGGGUUGCUAGGGGCGGGGGGAGGCGGCGGGGAGGCGUUGCCCCCGGUGGCCACCAGCAUCGAGCAGCUCCUGGAGAGGCAGUGGAACGAAGGGCAGAGCUUCCUGCUGCAGCAGGGAACGCAAGGAGAUGUGGUGGGCAUGUUGAAGUCCCUCCACCAGCUGCAGGAGGAGAACCGGAGGCUGGAGGAGCAGAUUAAAACUCUGACCUUGAAGAAAGAGAGACUGCAGCUUCUCAGUGCUCAGCUAUCGGUGCCUUUCACCUCAAGCAUGAUCUCCGAUAUGAAAGGAGGCCAUUUGGGAGCCACUGACUCUUCUUUCUCAGUGGCUGCUCAGGACGGCGCGUCGUGUGGUGGCCACAGCAGCAGUGGCUCCACCUCGUCUCUCUCCACCCCUCCCUCAGUCUCCCAGAGCCCGCCGCAGCUGAACGGGGUUGCCGCCGCGGCAACCGGCCCCGGCCGGCUGGGCGGGGUGGCGGGGCUGAUUGGUGCUCUGGGCGCAGGCAGCGCACUGGGCAUGGCGGGAAUCGUCGGGGCGCUGAACGGCGUGAUCCAGACGCCGCCGGGCACCACGGGGGCGGCUGCGGGCGCCACGUUGCCCGUUAACAACGGCGCCGCGCGGCUCGGCCUGCUGUCUGAGCAGCACAGACUCCUGCAGCAGCAUCAGCUCCAGCAGCUGCUGUCCUCGCACCCGUCAGCGGAGCAGCAGCAGGUGUUUUUCUACCAACUGAUGCAGCAGCAGCAGCAGGACCUCCAGCAGCUGCAAUCCCUCUCCUCCUCUGCCCAGAUUCCCUCCAUCCCGCUCUCCUGCCCUCAGCUGCCCGUCGGCAACCUGCUGCCCAGCGCGCAGAGCCAGGGCCAAGGCACCAUCACCGCCAACCCCUUCCUGGCGAUGCAGCACGCACACGGUGACGCGCACGCCUCGGGGGCUCAGAAGGCGCGGCUGGCCGAGAAGGCCGUGGGCGUCGCGGGGCAAGAGAAGACAUGACGGCAGAGGCCCUUCAUGUCUCGGUUGUCGAUGUUUUGUUUUUGUUUGUUUUGGGGUUUUUUUUGUGAAUAAAUAUGCAGAGUCUUCAGGAGAUCGGCCUGUUGGUCAACUUUGUGGUUCAGCGAUGAAAACCAGUCACCAGCACUCAGUAGUGGACCUUGUCAGGUUUAUUUUGUUAUUAACUGAUUUCAGGUUACAGUCUUAAGAUUUUGUCUUGAUUUGUACUAUUUAUGUCCAUCCAAUUUUAGAUUUUAUCUCUGAUUUUUUUUUAGCUUUAGUGCAGCUUCAGGUUCUUAUUGUCAUAUUUGGGAUGAUUUUCAUUUCAUAUCACUGGUAGCGACUUAGCGUUUGAUUAAAUAAGCACAUGGUGGGUCUGAUCUCUUUCUCUCAACAGCUCAGCCUUUAUCUUUACUGAGUUUCUCUUCAUAUUUUUUCUCUUUCAAUCCCAUCACAUUUCUUUGUCAUUUUGCUGUGUCAUGUUUGAGGUUAUUUUUGUGCAUUAUUUCCUCUGUUUUCCUUUUUUUCUCCCUAUUUCCUCUCUGCUUCUCCAUCCUCCACACUAGCAACCGUCUCGGUCUGGUCUCGCUGCCGUCUCACUCUCAGGGGCCUCAACUCACGAGCUGGCACACAGCAAACUAAAAACAUAACGAGGAGGAAAAAAAAUCACUGAAAUACAUGUGUGGGGGGAAAAAAGGAACUACAACAGCCCACCACAGGACUUUAACGGUAGCAGAUGUAUGUUUGACAUCUGUCUCGCGGCGAUCCCGAGGGGAAUAUUGGGUGAGAGGCUCGUGAAAACCUCCCACACGUUCUCGCCGUUGCUUCUGUCCUCCCGUCUUUCGCUGUUUUUGCGCAGAGCCGUUAAAGCGUCAGCGAGCCGAGGCUCACGUGGUCACCGCAGAAGCCUUGCUCAUGACUGUCUUUCUCUGGGCCAGAUACAGGCAGCUCACUCGGGAAAGUGAAAUAAAAAAAAUAUAAUAAUGUUGAAUGUUGACGAUGGAUGCGGCGAUCCACACGGCACAGGCCCACAGAGAAGUAUUAUGCAGUUGGUUGUCAGCGUGUGGAAGCCGUAACGUUUCAUCUUUCCUGAUUGAGCCCCCUGCUGCACCUACCUCUCCAGCAGGACCAGCCUAUCGGGACCUACAAGGCCGCUGAAAGAGCCCCGCGACCCCGACUGGCCAAUCAGGGUCCAAACCCAAGUGCCUGAGGCCAGGGAGGGAGGGAGGGGGGGGGGGCAGGGCGGAUUUGUUUCCUUUUACCUGUGUCCCUGUCACUCAGCCAGACUCUUCACAACGCUACUGGUUAAUUAAGCUGCGUUGCUAAGGCAACAGAUUACCAAGUCAGGCUGGACGUGCGGUGUCUUUAAUAACGCCAGGAAAUAAUAUUCUGCUGCUUUCUCUAAUAUCGAAGCAGACGAUGUGUUGUGCUUUUUAUUUAUUAGGAGACUUUGUGUAACGGGCGUAAGAUGAUAUAUUUUAAAAGCCCGCUGGUGUUGCAACUGGACAUCGUUUUGUACUACUGUGUAAAGUUAUUUUUUGUAUUUUUAUUUUCCCUCGUACAGUCAAGUCUCUCUGUGAACCGUUUAAUAACUUCUACUCCGUGUUUGUGUUUUUCAAAGCUAGAAGCUACUCGCUGAUUGGGGUUGGGGGGGUCGGGGGGACGGGUGGGGGGGGUCGUUCAGUGGCACAGUUUUUACCUCGUUAAGUGUACAUAAAGCUUUCUCAUUGGCCGUUGUUGUACAUAAGUGAUUGUGAUUAGCUGUGCUGGUGUGAAGGAAAGCCAAUGAAGCCUCAAUUUGUGUGUGUGGAUUUUUAGGACCAGACAUAAAAAGGUUUAAGUGACUGGACACACAAAGUAUUAAUUUAUUUUUAUAUGUGCAGGGACAUUGUGUUUCUUUUUUUAAGUUUUGCACCACAUUCUUGAUGAGAAGUAAAUUUAUACACUGCACCGUGUUGUGUGCACGUGUGAUUUGUGCACACAUUUGUUUGGAUACGUUUUGUACAAGUGGAAAAUAAUGGGAGCGGGUGGGAAUCUGACAUUGUAUUUCAAAACACCAAAAUAAAGAAACACUAUGAACAAAUUAA